AUGGAGGAGGCAGGAAGCGAGAGCAGGGCGGCAGGGCGCGACGAGAGCGAUGGCCCCGUCGCUGCCUCGCCAGAGGUCUCCUCUGCGUCGUUUUUUUCCUCUACUUCGCUUCCUGACUCUACCGGGAAAGCGAGCGGCUUCAGCGUGGAUCCCCUGGCGCUGCUCCACGCAAGUUUGAAGAAGUCUGCGUCUUCAGCCUCCUGUCGCUUGGAGGUCGUCCGCGGCGAAGAGGCCCUUGUCUUCCCCGAGUUGAACUGCUACUUGCCUGCGACUCUGCCUUCGGGAUUGGAAAGCCGUCGAAAGGAGUCGUUCUCUCUCGCCGACAUUUUUCUUCUGCUCUCGACGCCGAAGGAGCUCUACACAUAUAGCUACAUUGCGCAGAAAGGCCAUCGGUACAUCAACGUGCUGGAACGGUCCAAGAUCGUCUCUUUCUUCGAGUCUCUCUCCCCCGCCGCCAACAAGCUCGCGGGCUCCGCCGGCGCGCCCCUGCCCGCCCCCGUUGGCCACUCGGGCCUCGGGGACAAAAGCCAGCUCCCCAGCAGCGUCUUCGCGCCUGCGCUCGGCGACGCGGCUGCCUCUCGCACGCAGACGCUUUUGGUCCUCGACCCCACCCUGCCGAUAAAGCUCCCUGGCGCCCUCGAGGGGGCCCAGGGACAGCACCUCGACGGAGAUAGCCGCGGCGAAGAAGGCCUGCCUUUCUGGGAAGCCGGGGAGCGGAGCCUCGUGGCCGACGACCGCCUCGAGAAAGUGAUGCCGCAGGCCUGGCCAGACGCCGAUGUGCGGCAGGUCGCUUUAUACGCGAAGACCGCGGUGCACGCGCUGGACGAGAUGCGGCGGAAGAAGCGGGAGGCGGGCGCGCAAAGCGGAGAGAACGACGGUGGAGCCGACGGCCAGAAACGACUGAAAACCGGCUCAGAGGAGGCCGCUGAGGACGAAGAACAAGAAGAAAAGGCUGAGCAACGCAUGCGCGAUGCGCUCGCCUCCCUCGUCUUCGCGCGCGUCCAACGCCCUCUCGUCCAGCGAUGCAGCGCAGUCCAGCUGACGGGCUUCUCCUUCGACGCCAUCUUCCAGAAAUUCGUGGAAGUCGAGAAGGAGAGAAACGCAGGAAGGUCUCUCGCCGCCUUCUCCCACUCCAAAGGCGAUGGCUCAGACGGCCUCGGAAGAUUCAAAGCGGAUUCGUCCAUUGCGCGACUUCCUCGCCACGGAGGUGGUGGCCGAGCAGACAACCAGGUGCCGAGCGCAGCUGCAGCGGCGGGCCGAAGAGAAGGACAAGGAAAGCCAAGGAUCUGCGUCUUGGAGGAAGUGUAUGCGUACCGGAAGCGGAAGGCAAUCAUUCUCAUUCCGCCUGUAACUUCUGUUGGUGGGAGCAACUUGGUGUCGGCGCUGCUGAAUCGGUACAACGUUGUCGAUCUGUUAGAGAACAGCCAGUUCGUCUCUCCGCAGGACGCGAGGGAGCGGGCCGCCCGAGACGGAACGCUGGGGGCGGACCAGGGGCGACUGGAAGUCCGGCACGAGAUCCGCAACAAACAGUUCAAGUUCAUGUUGGUAGAGACGAGCUACGCGGCGAAAUUCACUCCCGAGCAGUGGAAGUGUGUCGUGGCAAUCAUCAUCAACGUUGCGUCAGCGUCUUCGCUCAAGCUCCACUUUGGCGGGUGGCCGUUCAGAGACUGGAUCGACCUCUUUCUCAGUUACAAGGGUGUAAUGUUUGCGUACGAAGAGGAUGCCAUUCCUCCUGAGGUGGCGAGCCUCAGCGUCAAGGUCAUUCGCCUGUCUCGCUCUCACCGAUACAAUGACGCAGCUGCUGCGACCGAGUUCUGGGCCUGCUUAGAAGAAUUUCUUCUGCAACCACGUCGGCUCUGUUUGGCGUUCGAUCGUCGCUUAGAUGCCGCAAGAUCUGAUGGGGCAGCCCCCGGUGGUUCUGCGAAACUCCCAGUGAAUUCCUCAGUUGCGGGUUCGCAGAGCUUCCGGACGCACCAGAGAUCGACUGCUGCUGGCGCGUCGAGCGAUUCCGGAUCUGGAGUGUCUGUACACCCGGCGCAUCAACACCACUUCCAUCACCCGGCACACAUGGGUGUGGGUAUGCCCUCGCACGCAAAACACGGAGCGGUAGGAGUGGGAGGAUACAACCGUCGCCCACAAGACUUGCGCUAUGCACAGCGCUAG
Molecule: messenger RNA, 2163 nt
Organism: Toxoplasma gondii ME49
Lineage: Eukaryota; Apicomplexa; Conoidasida; Eucoccidiorida; Sarcocystidae
Gene: CDC73
Product: RNA polymerase II accessory factor CDC73
Exons: 5
Coding region: 1-2163 (720 amino acids)
Biological process (GO): positive regulation of transcription elongation by RNA polymerase II; transcription elongation by RNA polymerase II
Cellular component (GO): Cdc73/Paf1 complex
Molecular function (GO): RNA polymerase II complex binding
Source: RefSeq, a predicted model, not a curated record